AUGUCAUUUGAGUCAGAAUUUGUUAGUAAAUUACAAGAUUUAAAAGAUACUCAAGAUUCAAUAGUUUCAUUAUCAAAAUGGGUAUUACAACAGAAUAAUCCAAAGGGAUCUUCGUUGAUUUGGGCAUCUCACUUAAAAACUUCAACUAAUAAAUUGAAUAAUCUAUAUUUAUUGAAUGAUAUUGUACAACAUGCUAAAAAGUUUAGAUUAUAUGAAUUUUUAACUGAGUUCAAGACAGUUAUUCCAAGCUCAUUGAAGAUAAGUUAUGAUGAAGCAAAUACUACAGUUAAAGGUAAAAUUGCUAGAUUAUUGAAAUUAUGGGAAGAUCGAAAGGUUUAUUCAUCAGAUGAAAUUCAACAAUUUGCCAAGGCAUUAACUGAAGAAAGUAGUAUACGAUCAGAAUUAAAACAAAUUAAUGAAUUAUAUAAUAAUUUAGAUCAAUUAAAUAAAAUAAGUAAUAAUAAUUUAACCCAAUUUAGUAUUCAAACUAAAAAUUCUAAUAAUAUAAACGAAAAGAAAUUGGUAAUAAUUGAACGAUUAGCAAUUACUAGCAAAAAGAAUGUAACUGAUACUAAAUCAGUUAAAAUUGAAAUUAAACAACAAUUGGAAAAUUUAAUACUUCUGCUUGAUAAUAGUUUGAAAGAAGAUGAUAAUAAGAUAAAUAUAAUAGAUAGUAAAUUGAAUGCUUUGAAAAAUGUAGACGAAGAUGAUGAUGAUGAUGAGCUUCCAAUGUAUGAACAAGAUGAAGAAGAAGAGGAAGAAGAGGAAGAAAACACUAGAAAAAGGCCUAGUGAUGAACCAAUUGAAAAGAUAAAUAAAAAACCAACAUUGGAAGAUAAAGAAAAUGAAUCUCUGAAACAAGAAGUAAAAGAAGAGCCAAAAGAGCAAGGUUCAGAUGUGAUGAGUCUUUUAUCUAAACUAUCUUGA
Molecule: messenger RNA, 927 nt
Organism: Insectozyma verbasci
Lineage: Eukaryota; Fungi; Ascomycota; Pichiomycetes; Serinales; Debaryomycetaceae
Source: the annotation of a GenBank genome assembly